This is a messenger RNA of Peromyscus californicus insignis, 1758 nucleotides long. RefSeq names its product acyl-coenzyme A amino acid N-acyltransferase 2-like. The transcript has 3 exons. Bases 357 to 1616 code for a protein of 419 amino acids. Gene Ontology annotation, biological process: fatty acid metabolic process; acyl-CoA metabolic process. Lineage: Eukaryota; Metazoa; Chordata; Mammalia; Rodentia; Cricetidae. Gene Ontology annotation, cellular component: peroxisome. Gene Ontology annotation, molecular function: fatty acyl-CoA hydrolase activity. The record is from RefSeq and is a predicted model, not a curated record.
UUCAUCCUAUCACUUUCUCCUGUGUCAUUCCGUGUUCUGCUGUGAAUCUAUGGGGUCAGAUCUAGUUUGAAUUCCCUGUUCUGCUCUCCAUUACUCCCCAGAUUUCAGCAUGCCAUUUAGCUCAUUUCAUUGCUAUAAGGUAUGACCAGUGUUACCACUGGCUCACUCUCCUCCCCCGAUCCUUCUCUCCCUUCCCCUCCCAGUUCUACAUGUUUUGCACUAAAGUCCUUGGAGUUUCAGUUAAUCGGACUUGAGGACAUCCUUGCAUAGGUCCUUCCUUGGACUUUAAGUCUCCAACUCGGUUCCUCUCUCACUACAGUGAAGAAGCACCACUUGGUCCACUCACCAGCUUGCCAAUGAUCCAGCUGAUAGUCACCCCCUCAAAUGCGCUUGCAGAUGAGCCUGUGUCCAUCCGAGCCACAGGCCUGCCUCCGUCGCAGAUAGUGACCAUCAAGGCGACACUGAAGGAUGAGAAGGAGAAGCUCUUCCAAUCCAAAGCCUUCUACAAGGCCAACGAGGCUGGCGAGGUGGACGUGGAGCGGGCAUCAGCCUUGGGGGGUGACUACGUAGGGGUCCACCCAAUGGGCCUCUUUUGGUCUCUGAAGCCGAAGAAGGUUUUCCAGAGGCUGAUGAAGAAAGACGUGAUGAAUAGCCCCUUUUGUAUCACUCUGGACCUGUAUGACUCUGUUUGCUUGGUAGAUUCAGCCACGAUUAGACCCAAGGCCUGCCAGAUGGUGCAGCGUUGGUUUGCUGGCCCUGGGGUUCAGCGGAAGCAGAUCCGAGAAGGUCGGGUACGUGGAGCCCUUUUUCUACCUCCAGGAGAAGGUCCUUUCCCAGGAAUUAUUGACAUGUUUGGGAGUGUUGGAGGUCUAAUUGAAUUUCGUGCCAGUCUUUUGGCUUCCCAUGGCUUUGCAGUCCUGGCACUAGCGUAUUUUGCCUAUGAAGACCUGCCUGAUAAACUGCUGGAGACUGACUUGGAAUAUUUUGAGGAAGCUGCCAACUUCCUACUAGCUCAUCCCAAGAUCCAACAACCAGGAAUUGGUGUGAUCUCCGUGAGCAAAGGUGCAGAGAUUGGGCUGGCCAUGGCCUGCUAUCUGAAGCAGGUGGUUGCCACUGUUUGCAUCAAUGGGCCCAGUGCCGUCCUAGACAUUCCACUAAGGUAUGGGGAUCUGGUUGUGACACCCAUCCAACAGGCUCUGGAGCGAGCCCAAGUCCAUGCCUCAGGGGCUCUGUGCUUCCGUCCCUUUAUAGGUGACCCCAGGAUUAAGCUGAACCCACAGAGUAUACUUCCUGUGGAAAAAGCCCAAGGGUGGCUCCUCUUCAUUGUAGGAGAGAAUGAUGAAUGCCUGGAUAGCAAGGCAUUAGCACAGAGAGCCAUGGACCAGCUCCACAGCCAUGGAAGAAGCAGCGGCAGAAUGCUGGCGUACCCUGGGGCAGGCCACCUCAUAGAGCCACCCUAUUCUCCCUGUUGCUUUGCAUCUUGGCACUCUGGCUUGGCUAACCCCUUGCUUUGGGGAGGAGAUCCCACUGCUCACGCAGCAGCCCAGGAACACUCCUGGAAAGAGAUCCAGAAGUUUUUCAAGCAACACCUCCCUCAGUCCAGAAGCAAACUCUAAGCCAAGGAAGUGACCAUGCCCAGGUAGCAGGCAGGAAGUGGGUUAGAGAAGAGGUUGGAACUGGUGUGAGAAUAAUAGCAUUAUUUAGGAAUUAGAGAGUAGGAGUGGGGGUGGGGGACAGAAUUCUUCUGGCUUCCUUACA